AAAGCCGAACCAAUAACAACAAAACACCCAAUACUACAGAUAUCGACAUGGAACCAACAUAUUCGAAACCAUUCAUUGUUCUUCAAAUCACAUUCUUCUUUGUAACACUUUAUUAUUUAUUACCUUAUGCUAACCCCAUUUCAGAUCAUAACUUCGUAUUCAAAACUUGUUCAAACCAAAAAAAUCUUACCACUUCAACAUACCAAUCUCACUCACAAGCCCUCUCAUUCCUUUUCCAAGAGCUAGUCUCUCGAUCCUCCAAGUCCAAGUUUUUCAAAACAACCCAAUUAAGUGUCUUGGAUGACCAAACAGCCAUUUCUGGCCUCUUCCAAUGCAGAGAAGACAUCACUAAUGAGGAGUGCCUAAACUGCGUCAAAACUCUACCCGAAACAGCCACCACCAACAGGUGCUAUGCUGCCCGGGUACAGCUUCAGCAGUGUUAUAUUCGUUAUGAGCCAGAGGAGCUUGUUUUGGACGUGUACUCUUCCUCACAAGACGAACUAGUAUUACUGCACAAAACUUGUGGCCCGGAAUCAAACCAUGUCGACGGGUUUGAGGCGAUGAGGGACGCCGCGUUAUUGGCUUUGGAAGAUUCUGUUGUAGAAAAAGGCGGGUUUCGUAAGACUAACAUGGAACUGGUUCAGGCAAUGGUGCAGUGUGAGGGGGAAAUGGAAGCUUGUGAGUGUGGUUUGUGUGUGAACAAGGCUGUUGAGAUAGCUCAAGAAGAAUGUGGUAAAGCUGUUUCAGCUGAAAUUUACUUGGACAAGUGCUUUUUAAGUUAUUCUUAUUAUCCCCAAGGCAUACCUGAGGAUGGAGAAAACAAGGGAGGCAAUAAUAGUAGCAACAAUGGGAAAUUAAUGGCCAUUGUUAUUGGAGGAGCAGCUGCUUUGGGUUUUGGGUUUAUUUUUUUAUUGUUCAUCAAAUCUCGAACAGAGAAAGAAGACGAUGAUUUGGUGUAGAUUGUAUAUGUAUUUCACUAUUUUGUUUCUUUCAAAAUAAGUUACUGUCCAUAUAGGUGUAAAAGUAGGUAGACUUUGGUAAAUUUAAUCUAAGGUUGGCUAUCAGUUUGAGAAUUUAGGGAAAUUUACAAGGGGAUAAAGAGCUGUAAAAUUUACAUUUAUUUAUUUAUUUAUUUAUCCUCUGGCUCUAGCUACUAUAAAUUACGUCACCUAGGAUCUAUUGCCUUUCCCAUUACUUGAGUGUCACUUACAAUAUUACCCCAUAUAGUAAUAUAAAAUUUGGACAAAUCUCUACACUAAGGUAAGUUUAAUCUUCAGUAUUUCACAAAAAGAUAUUGUUGGCUAUCAAUUUCAAGAAUCUUAGAGUGGGAUUUAAGGGCUGUAAAAUUAUAUUAUGGAAAAACAAAGAAAAUUGAUGGUUAUAUUUUUAGUUAUUUAUUCUUAAUGAAAACCUUGCAGUGAUGUCAUUUAACAUACUUGGUCCCCUAGCUGCUAUUUAUGUUGCCCACUACUUGAGUGUCACUUUCAUAUCCCCAACCCAUAUAAUCAUUUUUGGACAAAUCUCUACAGUUUAGUACUCCAAUUAUUAGAAUGGAAGAGAAGCAAAAAGCAAGCAAAAGAAUAACAAGAUACAGUGGCUUCUUUUCAAUGGCUUUUACUAUAAAUACAUGAGUAGUAAUGACAUAUUCAUACUUUUACUUUCACUAAUACAGCUAUAAAAACUUAACUCUUUUUUUGGUAUCCAUACCAAUGGUCAACACUGGUCAACAUCCCUGUCCUGCAUUACUAGUGGAUUUCCAUCCAAGAGACAAAAUGCUGGUGGUAUAGAAAGUGUCUCCAUAAUUCCAUAAGCAUUCCAGCAAAUUGGGUUUGACAUAAACUCUCCUUUGGCUGGAAGAAGCUCUAUUUCCGAAAGAGUAAGAUUUGUGCAAGGUACUGAGUCACUGCAAGAAAAGUGUAUAGCAGGGCUUCUUAUGUCAUAAGUUCCUUUUAUGUUUGAGUAAACAAUGUCUGAAACAUGUACUGCAGAGGUUUGGUUUUGACAGCUCUUGGUGGAGCAAUAGUACUGGUCUACAAUAAUCGGAUUUCGAACUGUGUCCAUGUGAAUGUUGUGAAAUUUUACUCCAGAAACU
This is a messenger RNA of Cannabis sativa, 2092 nucleotides long. Its product is annotated as plasmodesmata-located protein 3-like. The coding region runs from base 48 to 959 and encodes 303 amino acids. The record is from RefSeq and is a predicted model, not a curated record. Gene Ontology annotation, biological process: transport of virus in multicellular host; plasmodesmata-mediated intercellular transport. Gene Ontology annotation, cellular component: plasmodesma. The transcript is spliced from 2 exons. NCBI's taxonomy places the organism in Eukaryota, Viridiplantae, Streptophyta, Magnoliopsida, Rosales, Cannabaceae.